UAGAACAAGCCAUGAGUGAUCUCUAUUGUAGCCAUUCUCAUGAGUCAUGACAAUGCAUUGCUGAUUUGGGUUGUUCCUCUGGAGCAAACGCUUUCUUGGUGGUAUCAGAGCUUGUUAAAAUCAUCGAAAAAGAACGAAAAAAAACAUGAAUUUCAAUCACCAGAGUUUCAUUUUCUCUUCAAUGAUCUUCCUAGCAAUGAUUUUAACACCAUUUUUCAGUCAUUGGGAAAAUUUGAACAUGAUUUGAGAAAUAAAAUUGGAGAAAGAUUUGGUCCAUGUGUUUUUAGUGGAGUAUCUGGUUCAUUUUAUACUAGACUUUUUCCUUCAAAGAGUUUGCAUUUUGUUCACUCCUCUUAUAGUCUUCAUUGGCUAUCUCAGGUUCCUGAUUUAAUUGAAAAGAACAAGGGAAAUAUUUACAUGUCAAGUGCAAGUCCACUAAGUGUUAUGAAAGCAUAUUACAAGCAAUAUGAAAGUGAUUUUUCAAAUUUUCUCAAAUAUCGUUCAGAGGAAUUGAUGAAAGGUGGAAAAAUGGUAUUAACAUUUUUAGGAAGAGAAAGUGAAGAUCCUUCUAGCAAAGAAUGUUGUUAUAUUUGGGAGCUUCUAUCUAUGGCCCUUAAUGAAUUGGUUGUUGAGGGAUUGAUAGAAGAAGAGAAAGUGGAUUCAUUUAACACCCCUCAAUAUACACCAUCACCAGCAGAAGUGAAGUACAUAGUUGAUAAAGAAGGUUCAUUCACUAUUAAUAGAUUGGAAACUACAAGAGUCCAUUGGAAUAAUGCUUCUAAUAAUAAUGAGAAUAUUAAUAAUGGUGGUUACAAUGUGUCAAGGUGUAUGAGAGCUGUGGCUGAGCCUUUGCUUGUGAGCCAAUUUAGUCCAAAAUUGAUGGAUUUAGUCUUUCAAAAAUACGAAGAGAUUGUUUCCGAGUGCAUGGCUAAAGAGAAAACCGAGUUUAUAAAUGUCACUGUCUCCUUGACCAGAAAAAACUAAGGGCACUUAUUUUCGAAAACGAAGUUAGAGCGAGUUCAGUUGAUUUAUCAAUUUAAGUAACAUAUAUAUGUAUUAUAAAGUGCUAAUUAAUUUAUGUUGUCUUGUGGAGUAGUGAUGUUUUCAUAUUUGUCUCUCUAAAAGUUAUGUACCAAAGAGAAUAUCUCAUGUCUUUGUUAUU
Messenger RNA from Solanum dulcamara, 1162 nucleotides. Its product is annotated as S-adenosyl-L-methionine:benzoic acid/salicylic acid carboxyl methyltransferase 3-like. Bases 40 to 984 code for a protein of 314 amino acids. Lineage: Eukaryota; Viridiplantae; Streptophyta; Magnoliopsida; Solanales; Solanaceae. Gene Ontology annotation, biological process: methylation. The record is from RefSeq and is a predicted model, not a curated record. Gene Ontology annotation, molecular function: S-adenosylmethionine-dependent methyltransferase activity. The transcript has 3 exons.